Molecule: messenger RNA, 1303 nt
Organism: Drosophila eugracilis
Lineage: Eukaryota; Metazoa; Arthropoda; Insecta; Diptera; Drosophilidae
Product: ankyrin repeat domain-containing protein 39
Exons: 3
Coding region: 124-669 (181 amino acids)
Molecular function (GO): protein binding
Source: RefSeq, a predicted model, not a curated record
UCUAAUUUGUGAACCAAGUUCAAACUGUCAUCGUCAAACGUCAGGCAACUGGAAACUAAGGCACAAGGAAAGACAAGGAAGUCAAUAUUGUAACGAAACUCUCGAAAUUAUCAGCAAGCCAAAAUGGAUCCCCACAGUGCUGACAACUGCAAGUGCCACAAGCAAACUCAACCGGCACAACAGACGCUCAGCGACAUGGAUUUUGAUCGGGGCAUCUGGAAUGCAGCAAUUUAUAACGAGGUGGAGCGUGUUAGGGAGUUUAUCAAGAAGGGCCAGUCAAUGGCUCGGGAUGACUGCGAUUAUACGGCUUUGCAUUAUGCGGCCCGCAAUGGCAACGAGCCAAUCUGUAAGCUACUUCUCGAUGAAGGCAAGGCAGAUGUUAAUGCUGUUACCAAGGCAGGUGCCACCUCCCUGCAUCGCGCAGCUAUGAUGGGUCACUUGGAAAUUGUAAAGCUACUGGCAGAUCACAAGGCGAAUCUUCUUCUGCAGGACGAGUGCGGACAGAGUGCUCUGCACCGAGCAGCGAUGAGGGGCCAUUUGGAGGUGUGUCGCUUUCUGCUGAAGAAGGAACCGGCACUCAAACUGAUCAAGGAUAAAAAGGAUAAAAUUGCAUUUGAGUACAUCAUGGAAAACGCUAAUGAUGACUUUAAGCUACUAUUAAAGCCCUAGAAGAGCUUGUCAUUCCCCUACCGUUCAAGAGAAAUGUAUUUUUUAUAUUUUAAGCACUAAAAUGUUUUCUUUUAAAACUUUUAUUUCGUUUAUUAAGUCUGUUAACAACUUUUCUAUAAAAUUGCACUCAAUGUCGUUGUAAAAUCCUAAUUUAAAAAUUGAAUAUGUCCCUUCUUCAGUUUACAUUGUGUGAGAGAUCGAUUGUUUAUGGAAAAGUAAUCUUAACGAUGGCGUAGUCAAAUAACCUAGUUGAUAUACCAUUAAAUCAUUUACAUAGACUAUAUACAUGCCUACUAAACAUUAAAUGUGCAAGUAAUUUAGACAAAGAAUGAAAACUCUGUGCCCCAAAGGAUGUACACGCAGAAAACACUUUUAAACGUAUGAAAUUUGUGUGAAAAUUCUGUUUGAAAUUUAAAAUGCGUAAGAAAAUUAAUAUCACAUUAGAGUCGUGUAACGAAGGUGUUAAUCAUUUUUGGUGUUUCCGAAAUAUGGAAAGUAUUAUAAAGUCCUAACACAUACUUUACACAACCUUCCUACACACUCGUCGCCAAUAUACAAAACCAAUAUGCUAAAUACCAUAUAUCCAUACAUAUAAAACCUAUAUAAUCUGAAUAAAUCCCUAAAGCGAAAUCAA